AUGUCAACUUUGAAGAAUCGCAAGGAGAAGGGGAAAAAUUUCUCAUUAUGGAACAUAUGGGUAGCAGCUACCAUACUGAAAGUCUUGUUAUUUGAUACUUAUCACUCUACAGAUUUUGAUGUUCAUAGAAAUUGGUUGGCAAUAACAAAUAAAUUACCUUUGAAAGAUUGGUAUUUAGAGAAAACAAGUCAAUGGACGUUAGAUUAUCCCCCAUUUUUUGCAUAUUUUGAAUGGUUUUUAUCACAGUUUGUUCCACAAAUAGUCAAAGAUGACGGAUGUUUGGAUAUUGUGGAAAAGGGGGCAUAUGGUUGGCCUACUGUUGUUUUCCAAAGAAGUACUGUGAUAAUAUCUGAAAUUUUAUUAUUUGCAAUCUUGCAAACUUAUAUCAACUUCAGUAAAGAUAAGAUUCUAAGUUUCAUUAUUGCAAGCUCGCUUGUUUUAUCACCUGGAUUAUUAAUUGUUGAUCAUAUUCAUUUCCAAUAUAAUGGGAUGAUGUUUGGUCUUUUGAUUGGUGUCAUUGUCGCUGCUGCUCAUGAACGUUAUUAUCUGUUGGGUGCAUUAUUUGCUACAUUGCUUUGUUUCAAGCAUAUAUUCUUAUAUUUAGCACCAGCUGUAUUUGUAUUUUUGUUGAGAAAAGUUGUUUUAGAUGUUAGUCAAAAGAGUAUAAUAAAAUUCAUCAAAUGGGACAAAUUGAUCAAAUUAGGUUCUAUCGUCUUGUUUAUAUUUGGUGUUGCAUUUGCUCCAUUUGUUUAUUAUGGAGUCAUUCCAAACUUAUUGGCAAGAUUAUUCCCAUUUUCUAGAGGAUUAACACAUGCAUACUGGGCGCCAAAUAUCUGGGCUAUUUAUUCAUUUUUGGAUAAAAUCUUGGUUGUUGUUUUGAAAAGACCAUAUUUUAAUAAUGUUUUAGCUAAAGCUAUUGGAACUCCUUCCAUUGCAGUUAUUGAUGCUCAAAUUGCAAGUACAGCUAAUACUGGUACAAGAGGUUUAGUUCAAGAUGUUUUUUUCAUUAUUUUGCCAAAUAUAACACCAAGGGUUACAUUUUUAUUGACAUUAUUCUAUGAUAUCUUGUCCUUAUUACCAUUAUUAUUACAACCAAAUUUCAAAAGAUUGAUUGGUGCAUUAACUCUUAAUGCAUAUGCUUCAUUUUUAUUUGGAUGGCACGUUCAUGAAAAGGCAAUAAUGUUAAUUAUUAUCCCUUUUACAUUUUUGAUUAAUGAAAGAAGAUUAUUGAAUUCAUUUUUAGUAUUAGCAGGUGCAGGUUAUGUUAGUUUAUUCCCAUUAUUACCAAACCAAAAUUUAAUUAAACAAUUGUACACAUUUAUUUGGUUCAUUAUUUAUUCAUUAUCAUUUAUGGAAGUUUCAAAGCAAAGAACCUUCAAGAAAAGAAUUUUCCUCUUUGAUAGAAUUUCAUUGAUCUAUUUAUUCAGUUUAAUACCCAUGGUGUUAAUGGUCUUCAUCAUUGGCCUUUUCAAAAAAAGAUAUGCCUUAUUUGCCAAAUUUGAAUUUGUUGGGUUGAUGAUUUAUAGUGUUUAUUGUGGUAUUGGUGUUAUUGCAAGUUGGUGUGGAUUGAGUUGGUUAUAUUUCUUUGAAGAUUCAAUUUGGUCAGAUGAAGAUGAAAAAAAGGAAGAUUGA
Hansenula anomala is the source of this 1632-nucleotide messenger RNA. It is a transcript of the gene ALG8, whose product is annotated as dolichyl-P-Glc:Glc1Man(9)GlcNAc(2)-PP-dolichol alpha-1,3-glucosyltransferase. Gene Ontology annotation, molecular function: dolichyl pyrophosphate Glc1Man9GlcNAc2 alpha-1,3-glucosyltransferase activity. Gene Ontology annotation, biological process: protein N-linked glycosylation. The transcript is spliced from 2 exons. The record is from RefSeq and is a predicted model, not a curated record. Bases 1 to 1632 code for a protein of 543 amino acids. Lineage: Eukaryota; Fungi; Ascomycota; Saccharomycetes; Phaffomycetales; Wickerhamomycetaceae. Gene Ontology annotation, cellular component: endoplasmic reticulum membrane.